UUGUGAUCGUGAUAGCCGCCGCACGCAAUGGUGAUGUAAUUCGUUGUUUGUGUUGCGUUUUGGAGAAGUUUUUGUCUUUUGGAUGGGCGACGUGUGCGUGCACUAUCGGCAGCACACGCUUGGCUUGGUUGUACUACGUUUUACGGUAUGCUUUGAAAAGUGCAGCAAACAUCUAAUAAAAUCAAUAUCGACCAGAACACUUGUACGGUAUCCUCUCGACCAAGUCGAGUCAAAAGCGAACGUCCCGAAGGAUGGCGUUUGUUUGAGCGGCUCCUAUUUAUGUGCCAGACGCUUGUGUGAUACGACGUGUUAGGGAAGUUAGCUUGCAAUCAGCAGACAACGCCGGUGAAUUGAGGACAAAAUGCGGCAUUGCAUUAGUUGUUGGAUACUGCUUGCAAUAUAUGCAUCCAUUCCAGGAGAAAUCGAAGCAGCCACGUUUACCGUUACAUCGCAGGUGUACAUGGACGUAUCGAUUGAUGGCGAGAAAAUAGGGCGCAUAACGAUCGGAAUGUUUGGUGAGGAAGCCCCAAAAACGGUGGCCAACUUUCGUCAACUCUGUACGAAGGAUGUGGACGGAUUCAGCUACAAGGGUAGUCGGUUCCAUCGCGUUAUCCAGAAGUUUAUGAUACAAGGCGGUGAUGUUGUGUCCGGUGAUGGCCAUGGUGCGAUCAGCAUGUACGGGAAGUAUUUCGACGACGAAAAUCUUAAGAUCAACCACACGUGCUCAGGCUUCAUAGCGAUGGCGAACCGUGGCCCAAAUACGAAUGGGUGCCAGUUCUAUAUUACCACCCUGCCGGCACCGUGGCUGGACGGUAAGCAUACCAUCUUCGGGAAGGUUCUUGAUGGACAGGCUGUGGUCCACAAGGUGGAACAGGUGCGAACGGAUACGGACGAUUAUCCAGUGAAACCGGUCAUCAUUGAGGAUUGUGGAGAUCUUCCUAUCCUUGGGCCGUUUACCGUUUCGGACGACCCAUACGAUUUGUGGGCCUGGAUCAAGGCAGCGUACCUUCCGCUCGGAAUGUCCUUUUCCAUUCUAGCUUUCUUCCAGUACAUCAUCCGCAAGCUAGACGGAUUCACGAGCCGUGAAGCUGCGCGCAACGAGCAACUAGCCAAAACUGAGUAAUUCAGCAGGAAAAAAAUCCUUUUUAUGUGCCGAGCUGGUUUCUUUUUUAAUAAAAGUAAAGACAAUUUUAACAAUCAA
Anopheles gambiae (African malaria mosquito) is the source of this 1201-nucleotide messenger RNA. RefSeq names its product peptidyl-prolyl cis-trans isomerase, rhodopsin-specific isozyme (gene ninaA). The transcript has 4 exons. The record is from RefSeq and is a predicted model, not a curated record. The coding region runs from base 362 to 1123 and encodes 253 amino acids. Gene Ontology annotation, molecular function: peptidyl-prolyl cis-trans isomerase activity. Gene Ontology annotation, cellular component: intracellular membrane-bounded organelle. NCBI's taxonomy places the organism in Eukaryota, Metazoa, Arthropoda, Insecta, Diptera, Culicidae. Gene Ontology annotation, biological process: protein folding; protein peptidyl-prolyl isomerization.